Molecule: messenger RNA, 4558 nt
Organism: Paramisgurnus dabryanus
Lineage: Eukaryota; Metazoa; Chordata; Actinopteri; Cypriniformes; Cobitidae
Gene: gpc1b
Product: glypican 1b
Biological process (GO): cell migration; negative regulation of fibroblast growth factor receptor signaling pathway; regulation of protein localization to membrane
Cellular component (GO): extracellular region; synapse; plasma membrane
Molecular function (GO): fibroblast growth factor binding
Source: RefSeq, a predicted model, not a curated record
UCACACAGAACACGCUGUUUAACGAGCCUGUGGGGAAACGCAAUCCCGUCUUCAUUGGCCAGCGGGCGGAUUUGAUGUAACGCGCCGGCAGACGAACCCGAUGCCCUGCAGAUGGUGCCGCUCAGCUGCGCAUUCGGGCAACCGCGAGCGCAGCAGACGCAUCACCAAACCUCUCACGCGCUUACCGCUAAGCGCGCCGGACUGUGCGCUCCAGUGCGCGCUUCUUACAUAAACUAUCCGGUCGUGUCUAGGAUUGCGCGUUGACGCGUGACGUCGGCUGAUUUCAAUUAAGUUGCUGUCAUUGCGCGUGGGAACAGAACGGAGCACUAAACCGGUAAGCGUCAGAUUCGUAAGCAGUGGAUGCGUUUAUCCGCACAGAGACGCGGCGCGCUUCUCUUCGUCUUUGGAUUUGGUUUUGCACAUCACUCUCGUCCCGUACAGGAUGGGUUUCCUCGCGCUGCUGGUUCUGUGCGCUUUUACCGGUACGGUGUUCGGGGACGUUAAAUCCAGGACAUGCACGGACCUCAAACACUUCUAUAACACCAAGGGCUUCAAUGGAGACGGAGUCCCGCACACCGAAAUAUCCGGUGAGCAUCUGCGGGUGUGCGCAAAAGAUUACACCUGCUGCACGAGUGGGAUGGAGGAGAAUUUUUUAAACCUGAGCAAACGAGAGUUUGAGACUCAGGUGAGAGAGACUGGACGAACCCUCCAAGCAUCUAUCAGCAGCCAGUACAAGAGCUUUGAUGACUAUUUCAUGCAGCUUUUGAAUCGUUCUGAAGCGUCGCUCCAAAGCUCCUUCCAGACGGGGUUCGGACCUCUCUUCUCGCACGUUACCAAGGUGUUUCAGGACCUGUACUCGGAGCUGCGGAGGUACUACAAAGGGACCAAAGUCAACCUGGAGGAGGCGGUGAAUGAAUUCUGGGCCCGUCUGCUCGAGAAGCUUUUCAAAGCUUUAAAUCCUCAGUAUAGCAUUGAGGAAGAGUAUCUGGAGUGUGUAGCCAAACAGUCGGAAACACUGAAGCCUUUCGGAGACACGCCGAGAGAGAUGAAGACCAGAAUCACACGUACGGUUUUAGCUGCAAGAACUUUCCUGCAAGGUCUGGUGGUGAGCGGUGAAGCGCUCAGGAAGGUUUCACAGGUUCCUCUGAGCACUGAAUGUGUUCGUGCAGUAAUGAAGAUGACGUACUGUCCUCACUGUAGUGGUGUGGCCUCUGCUAAGCCCUGUUCAAACUACUGUAAGAACGUCAUGAAGGGCUGCCUUGCCAAUCAAGCAGAUCUGGACUCUGAGUGGAGGAACUUGGCAGAUGCCAUGCUGCAGACCGUUGAUAAACUGAGCCGACCUUACAGUGUGGACUUAGUGGUUCUGUCUUUACCCAAGCGUAUCGCUGAAGCUGUCCUCUACAUGCAAGACAACCUCAACACUUUCAACAACAAGGUGUUUCAGGCGUGUGGUUCACCUUCUCUGAGCUUCAGUUCUGAGGAUCAGAUCAAACGAGGUAGAAACACAGCCGAUGAGGUCAGCAGCACACCGGGAGCUCAACUGGAGAAACUGUUAUCUGAUGUGUCGAGGAUGUUAAGAGAUGUGAUGCAGUACUGGAUCCUUUUGCCGAGUAAACUCUGUGUGGAUCGUGAAUCUGGACCCAGUGAAGUGGACAGAUGUUGGAACGGCAUUAGUGUCAAUAGGUAUUUGCCCGAGUUGAUGGGAGACGGGUUGGCUAAUCAGAUCAAUAAUCCUGAGGUGGAGAUCGACAUCACCAAACCAGACAUGGCAGUACGCAAACAGAUCAUGCAACUGAAGAUUAUGGUCAACCGACUGAAGAAUGCCAUCAAUGGGAAUGAUGUGGACUUUCAGGACACCAGUGAUGACAUCAGCGGUUCAGGAAGUGGAAUGUGUGCCGAGAACCAGUGUUCCCAGGUUCCACAACUCACGGUCCCAAACACGGACAAACCCAAAGUCUACGCCUAUCCAUCAGAGAACAAGAAGGUGGUGAAUGGCAGAAGCAGCCAGAAUCUUCCUUGCGUCAGCCUUUAUCUUCUCUCACUGGUCACAAUCUUGCUUAGGCGAUAAUUGACAGGCAAAUCCACCAAUUAGGACUCUCUAUAGGACUGGGUUGGAUUGUGGAGGGGUGGGUUUAGUUACAUUGCCAAAACAAAAAUGCAACGGAAACUGGCCAAUGCAUCACUUUUUUGUUGUCUUGAAUACGAACACCACAGAAUGUUCUUAGACCUGUCUACGUUUUUGUUUUUUAUUUGAUAUAUGGCACCCCUAGAGCUGGUCUUCUGCUUGCCUUUGUGUCUUUUCUGUGAUGGAAAGGUGCGUAUGUCCGCUUUCAACUGAUUAUCCGACCCCAACAAAACAAGUCAUUGAUGGUGUUACAUUAUAUUUAUUUAUUAAUUAAGACCCUGGUGUUUAUAUAACAAAUGUUGGUUUUAGUGUAGACCCUUUCGGCGUGAGAACGUCUUUUAAUGAUUUUCUGAAUGGGUCCCAGAACACAAAGCACAUCUAAAAGAGUUUUUUACUUUCUCAGCUUUCUUUUUAAUAAUGAAAACAACCUCUGCAAGGUCUUGUUUGGUUUAUUGCGUAGUAUUUUCUUUGCACACUUUCUUUCCAGGGCUGUCUUAAAGUAAACACAACAUGUAUGUAUUCUGGAUGUAAAUAAACAUACUAACACAGUCACAUUUUCAAGCAUAUCUUUAAAGGCCAACAGUACUCGAGCAAUAUUUGGGGCUUACGGUAACAAACGUACACCAGCAUGUGUUAAAGGAUAGAAUGAGAGGUGUAAUUUAAUCACCAUACACAGUCAUGUGUUUUAUGUACGAGUCUGUACUGUUAUGUGCACUAGAGGUCUUCACGGGUCCACUUAGAUACGAAAACCUGAGGUCCAUCCGGAGACCCAAGCAGGUCGGGUAUAACAUAAGCGGCAUCAGGUCUCUGGUAAUUUAAAAUAAAUGUGGUUUUGCCGAACAGACCCGAACUGUCUCGCGUAACUGUGUGCAUCGAGUCCUUUUUCAACCCCUCCUUUGUUUGCCAAAAGCGCUUGCGACAUCAAGUGGCUGCCGGUAGGUUAAUUUUCUAUGAGCCAGACCUGUCAAUCAAUUUUGAGUGCAAUUUUUGUCAGAUAAUAAAUGAAAAUAAAUGGUUAAAAGCAGCGGGCCAAAUUGAUUGUGAAGGUCUGGCUGGUGUGUGCUGAACUGCAAACGGCAUACAUGUCGGUGCCUUUUACAUUCAGGUACAGUCGGGAUAAAAAAAUUGCCACUGGUUCGGGGUGGACUCGGGUCUGAUUUUUUCGGGGUUGUGUCUUUCUUACACUUUCUUUCCAAGUUAAAAAAGUAUAUAUUUGUGCACGUUGGGUUUAGGCAAAAAGUGAUUUGUGUCAUUUCGGGUCGAGUGCAUUUCUUUAGACCCGAGAAGACCUCUAAUGUCCAAGUCGAAAUGAAAGCUAAUAAUAGGAAUAUAAUGCAUAUGUGUAUUCUACAUGCUGUGUUCGUGACAUGUAAGUGUGUGUUUUAAAUACACACGGCUCUUUUGCGAGUGAAAAUAUUGUACGCACAUAUAUUGUUAAAACAGCAUUGUAACAUUAAGGCAAACAUUGCUGUAACAUUUAACAAAAGUCUGGCAGUAUUACCCAUUACAAAUGUUUAAGAAUAGAAACUUACUGUAUGCAAGCACACAAUGAAUGAAAUUUGUGUUUGACCGAGCUUUAAAGGGGCGGUCACACUACACUUUUCUUUCCAUUGAUACGCAUGCAAAUGCAUCAGACCGGAAAUUAAGAUAUUUUUGCAUAUUGCAGCGUACCAAAGUUCAUGUACUGCCUCUCUUCUAGCCCAUAUUUGCAGUAAUGUCCAAAAAAAUAUUUGCAUGCUUAAAGUCUGUAGUGUGACCGCCCCACAAGACGGGCAUCAGUGAGGUCCUUUCCUCUUUCAGUGAAAUCUCUCCAUGUUUAUAGAAGUUACAGGAAGUGAUGUCACCCAUAGGAUGUACAGUAAUGAUGUCAUUUACAGAUGGAGUGUGCAUCUGACGGGUCAUACAGAUCAUCACAUCACAACAAUCUCCUAAAACACACACAAACACACAUUUUUGUAAUGUUGCACCUUGCAUGACGCACACAGCCUCUCUUUGAUAGAUCGGUAUCGUCCACUUAGGAUUGGAGAAAUAUCCUGCAGGCAACUUUAUGGAUUGUUUGAAUGUUUGGUAAAAAUCUUUACAGAGUUAUCUGACCUGAAAUCAUUUUUAAAUUCUAGCACGUUUGUUUGCAGAUGAGUGACAGUUCCCAAGGUCAGGAAAACAGUCCCACGUUUAGGUGUAAUGCCUUAUAGUGAUAAAUAUGUCUGAUAUUUUCAAAUGGUCUCAUAGGGAUACAAUAGAAACAAUGCAUUCUGAUAUAUACUGUACUUCAUUAUUUUUGUUUGUUUGUUUUUAAAUGAACAAUAAUGGGGAGUUUGUGUUCAAGGUUUUUUAUGAGGCUGAAGAAAAUGAUUUGUCCAUGUUGUUGUAUGUUCUAUGAAAAGAUUAAGAAACCCUUGUGUCGAUUAUAAACAUCAUACGAUUUUAAAAAUG